This is a messenger RNA of Myripristis murdjan (pinecone soldierfish), 2515 nucleotides long. RefSeq names its product sperm associated antigen 1a (gene spag1a). Gene Ontology annotation, molecular function: protein binding. The coding region runs from base 22 to 1188 and encodes 388 amino acids. The record is from RefSeq and is a predicted model, not a curated record. The transcript is spliced from 8 exons. NCBI's taxonomy places the organism in Eukaryota, Metazoa, Chordata, Actinopteri, Holocentriformes, Holocentridae. Gene Ontology annotation, cellular component: cytosol.
CUCUGCAGAGCGAGUGCAGCCAUGGGAAAUGCACAGGAGAAACCUCCGGGUAGUGGAGGAGGGGGGGAGCAGGCCACACCGGGGAGCAGGAGGCGAGGCCGGGGUGCAGGCAGCGUGGAGAAGCCCCAGUCCCAGACAUCUCCGCAGAAAGGGGUGGCCAACGGUACUCAGAGAGAGAAGAGCCAUGAAGAGGAGAGCCAGGACAGGCCUGCAGUGGACACCAGCUAUCUGGAUGCCCCAGCCGGUGCCCUUCCUCCUCACCUGGGCCGGCUCAAAAAUGAGGGCAAUCACCUUUUCAAAAACGGACAGUUUGGGGCGGCCUUGGAGAAAUACACCCAGGCUAUUGAUGGCUGUGCUGAUGCAGGCAUUGACAGCCCAGAGGACUUGUGUAUCCUCCACUCCAACAGAGCUGCCUGCUACCUCAAGGAUGGGAACAGCACAGACUGCAUACAGGACUGUAACAGGGCUCUGGAGCUGCAGCCCUACUCCCUAAAGCCCCUGUUGCGCAGGGCUAUGGCCUAUGAAUCACUGGAGCGGUACAGGAAGGCCUACGUGGAUUACAAGACUGUGCUGCAGAUAGAUACUGGGGUACAGGCGGCCCAUGACAGCGUCCACAGGAUCACCAAGUUGCUGAUCGAGCAGGACGGGCCCGAGUGGAGAGAGAAGCUUCCGGAGAUUCCUGCGGUCCCCCUGUCUGUCCAGCAGCAGCACUGGGAGAAGCCGGUCAGCGCUGAGGUCCUCCAGGCCCGUGCCGCCAGAGCCGCGCAGGAAGAAGCCAGGCGACAAGAGUCCCGCUUCACGUUACUGAAGCAGGAGGGAAAUGACCUGGUGAAGAGAAGCUGCUUCCAAGAGGCUUUGGACAAGUACAGUGAAUGUCUCAAAAUAAAACCCAACGAAUGUGCUGUCUACACUAACAGGGCCAUUUGCUUCCUGAAACUGAGUCGCUAUGAAGAGGCCAAACAGGACUGUGACUCGGCCCUGCAGCUGGAGCCGCUCAACAAGAAGGCCUUCUACAGACGGGCCCUGGCUCACAAGGGCCUACAGGACUACCUGUCAGCCAGCAGCGACCUCCAGGAGGUUCUCCAGCUGGAUCCCAAUGUGCACGAGGCCGAGCAGGAGCUUGAGGUGGUGACUGGCCUGCUGCGACAGAGCCUGAUGGACAGCACUGCACACACACCAAGGGUUUGAUGGUUUGUGGAUCAUUGUGGAGGCAGAAGAAUGGAAUGAGUGCAGGCACAAAGGAGCAGCUGUCGGAGAAAGGUCUGUCGAUGCCAUUGACCCCCCCCUGUAAGGAAGAGCUGGGAAAUAACAACGACUGACUGGUUCGACUCCUCGGACGACCUGCGACACGUGCAAACCACACCAUUCAUUCAUUCUCGAGUACACAACCCUGGAUAAAGGGCAGCUUUAUGUAAACAGACUGUCAAGGUACUUCUGUCUCGCUUGCACAAAAAGUCACUGACAUUGCAACAUAACGGACUGUACAUGCGGUAUCAUGCAACGGGUGGCAGAGCACCUUUUGGCAGAGCGACGUGGAGAAAGAAAGAGAGCUACAGUAUGUGUGCCUUACUGAGAUUCCUACUGCAGUCAUUAAGAAAUAAGCCAAAUCUACCCUUUUUAUGUUUUUUUGUUCACUUCCAAAAUGAAUGAUUGAGCGCAUGACACAAAAAGGGGCAGAAGCUGACUAAGAAAUGAUGGAAAAAAAGUGUUUGGGAUGCACAUUGUGUGUAAUUUUAUCGUAUUUACAUUCUUUUUAUUGUACUUUGAGAUAAAGCGGAGACUGGAGGUUGUAAAAAGGUAAUCAGCUGGGCCGACCCUCAUGGAUCCAUGCAAGCUACUGUUUCAAUAGGAGUCACUUGUCAUUGUUUACAUCUCAAAUCAUUGCAGUCCACUGCUGUCGAAUUAAGGAAGACAAGCCAACGGCAUAUAAAUCAUCAUGCAUAGUGCUGGUAAUUGCUUUAGGACAGAAAAAGGCUGCACUGUCUCUUACAGGUUUUUUUCCCCAAGUAGUUCAACUUGAAAACGUUCUCACCCCAUGCUCUAGAUUUAUGAGGCAGUGUAGUCUUAAUUGGAGCAUAAGAUGAUAAAAUAACAAUUUACCCCAAUUAAAAUAUCCUAGGAAACCUGAGCCCAGUGCUCAAAUCAGUGUUUUCUCUGAGUCUGACUUUGAGCCCACAAGGCUGUGAGGUAAAUAUCCCUGCUGACAUUAGGCUUACAGGUUAACUUUAUCACGUACUGUAUGUUUCUGGUCUCAGGUUCAAUCUUGAAUGUAACCAAGAUGACGGGGUGUGUGUGAGUGUGUGAGUGUGAGUGUAUGUGUAUAGGUGUACAGUAUUACUUUAGGUUUGGCAAGUUUCUGACAUGUGGUUUAGACCACCUCAUGGACAUUUAAGAGACUCUUAAUCUGAAACUUUAUCUUUCACAAGCAUUGCUUCAUGGAAUGUGAGAGCAUGAAAUGUAUAUAAAUCAUUUAAAAAGCAAAUGUAAAUAAUAAAUUGCACUGUGGCCGCUUUGA